CAGUUCGAUGUGGGAUUAUGCAUGGGGGUUAGUGGGAAACGGGAACAAAAUUUGGUGCAAGACAUGGAGUGAGAAAUUUAGAGACAAUUGUGUCCUGUUUAUAGAAUUUAUAACCGUAACCGUUUCAUAGAAGUGCUAGCGAUAUUGCCUUCGAUUUCAAUACUUUCAUCAUUUGGGGGGCAGGAACACAGGAGCAGAGUUUUACCUGCUUAAGUAAAGAGCCUGCGAGAAUUCACUAAGCGGAGGGAAACGUAGCUCUGAAAUAUCACGUUUUUUGAAUGGGUCCACGCGACUCUGAUCUGAAUUUGCCUGGAUGGGAUGCACAGUGAGUUUCAUCUGUUGUGAAGACGACCUGCUGCAAAUUCCUCUUGACCAACAUGAGGAAAAGAAAGAGGACAAGAAAGUGUUGAACAAGCCUGAGGAGUUUGAGGGUAGACUCCAUUCACACACCUUUCGGGUGAAGACGUUCAAGAAGAGCAAGCACUGUGGCGUGUGCAAACAGACCGUCAGCCAGGAGGGGCUCAUUUGCAGAGUGUGCCGGCUGACUUGCCACAAGACAUGUGAAGUUAAGGUGUCUUCUUCCUGUGUCCCUGCCACUAACUAUGAGCUGGCACCUGGAAACGACAUCUCCCUGAAGCAUGUAGAGACCAUGGGCUCCACAAAGUCCUCUAAGAGCAUGGAGUCUCCACGCAGACCAUCAAGGAGUGUGAGUCUGCUGCAGGCUCUGGAAGAGAACUAUGAGUUGGACCUGGUCUACAUCACUGAGAGGAUCAUCUCAGUCUCCUUCCCCAGCUCUGUGGAUGAGAACAGCUACUCCGCAAACCUCCGCGAGGUGGCUUCCAUGCUGCGCUCCAAACACCAAGACAACUACCUGCUCUUCAACCUCAGCGAGAAACGCUGUGACAUCAACCAACUCAACCCAAAGGUGUUGGACUUUGGCUGGCCCGACCACCACGCUCCUGCCCUGGAUAAGAUCUGCAGCAUAUGUAAGGCCAUGGACACCUGGCUGAGUGCGGACAGUCACAAUGUGGUGGUGAUACACAACAAGGGGAACCGAGGGCGAACAGGAGUGGUGGUGGCAGCAUACAUGCAUUACAGCAACAUAUCAGCCAGUGCCGACCAGGCCCUGGACAGGUUCGCCAUGAAGAGGUUCUAUGAAGACAAAGUACUUCCUGUGGGUCAGCCAUCUCAGAAGAGGUAUGUACAGUACUUCAGCGGUCUUCUUUCUGGACAUAUCAAGAUCAACAACAAACCCCUGUUCCUUCACCACGUCAUCAUGCACGGCAUCCCCAACUUUGAGUCCAAAGGAGGUUGUCGCCCUUUCCUCAAGAUCUACCAGGCCAUGCAGCCAGUCUACACAUCUGGGAUCUAUAAUGUCCAGGGAGACAGCCAGACCAGUGUCUGCAUCACCAUUGAGCCUGGCCUGCUGCUGAAGGGGGACAUUCUGCUGAAGUGUUACCACAAGCGCUUCCGAAGCCCACAGCGGGAUGUGAUAUUCCGGGUGCAGUUCCAUACAUGCGCUGUGCACGACUUGGGACUCGUCUUUGGGAAGAAUGAGCUCGAUGAGACCUUCAAGGAUGACAGAUUCCCAGAUUUUGGAAAGGUGGAGUUUGUCUUUUCUUUUGGGCCAGAAAAAAUCAAUGGGAUGGACCACUUGGAGAAUGGGCCCACUGUCUCAGUGGACUACAAUACCCAAGAUGCUCUAAUCCGCUGGGACUCCUAUGAGAACCUCAAUCAGCAUUGUGAGGACACUAUGGAUGACGUCAUACACACGCAGGGCCCUCUGGACGGCAGCCCCUACGCUAAAGUCCGCAAGAAGGAGUCCAUCGAGGGCGCGGUCACUGCCAACGGCCUCCUGCCCGCCGCCACCGAACACGUCCUUCCCGCGGUCGACCACGGCCUGUCGGUGAGCAGCGACUCCGGCAACUCCACGGCCUCCAUUAAGACUGACCGCACUGAUGAGCCAGCCCCGACAGCAGCAGUCCUCCAGGCAGCCCCCCCAGUGAGCCAGCCGCCAGCGGCCCAGGAAGAGACCCUGGUCUCGGGCACGGUCCUGGCCGUCCAGCCCAUCAGUCCCCAGGAGAAGCAGGAGCUGGAGCAGCUGCUCAGUGGCCUGGAGGGCCCCAUGCAUUGCCAGGGCUACCUGUCGGGCGGAGGGAUGGGGAUAGGGGGAGGGGGACUACUUCACCUGGUGCCCGCCCAAGUUCACGUGAAUGGCCACAACAGCAGCAUGGACAGAGAAACAGAUAUUCUGGAUGACGAGGUGGAACUGCCCACCAGUCAGGAGGGUAACAGCGUGGAUAGCCUGGGCACUCUGUCAUCCCUGGAAGGGAGAGCCACGCCAGCAGACCUCUAUUACCAGACUGAGACCGUUAUCAACGGGCAGGACAAGGUUCCCUAUCUGGAGAGGAGCAUCCCAGAUGGGCCCCCGGAAAACGUUGCCUUCAAUGUCGCAAUAGGCUUACAUGAUGUGGCUGCACAGGUUCCCAUCACCUUGGUGCAAAGCCUCUGCUCAGCUCAGGAUGGGACAGGUGAGUCAGUUCCCCCGGCGAGCGAUUACAUUAUCAGCCAGAAUGGAAACCUGUAUCGCUCACAGUCAUUCGGUGCAGAGCAGAAUCCCCUCCCCCGAGCGCCAGCACGCACCACCAGCAGUCGUAAAGCCGUCCAACGUGGGCUCAACGUGUGGCAGCAAUAUGGCGUCCCAGAAGAGCCGGUGAUGGACGGGGUGUAUUUUGGCUCUCCUCCUCCCUCCAUGCCUCUACAGAGCCACCACAGCAUGCCCCAGUACCCCCACCAGCAGACUGCCUCACAGCAGGAGAUUGAGCAGUCCAUUGAGGCCCUCAACCUGCUGAUGAUGGAACUGGACCCCGGCCGCCCAUUGGGGCAGGUGCCGAAGUCCCAGAGUGCCCCGGGGGAGAACAAGGUGGUGGUGACCACGCAACCGUCCUUCUCCCAGACCCAGGCAAGACCCUCCUACCAGGCUGACUCAGCUAUCUCGGGAAGCCCUGCGCCCAGCCUAGCCCAGGUCACGCUGAGGUCCUCCCCCUUCCAGCCGUCCACGUCACCAGAGCCCUCUGCCAUCCAGAGACCAGCAGCCAUCUACCAGCCUAGUCCCCCUGUAGCCCUCGUGCCAGGCUUCCCCACUGAACCUUCCAGCCAAGGGGCAGCCAGGACCAGCUCUCCCACCCAGGUCCCCACUAGCGGGGGCCUGCUGCAGCUGAAACCCGUCAACAUGUACCCCGCCAGCACAAUGUCCCUGUCCCUGUCCCCGGAGCUCCAGGAGCCCCAACAGAGCCGCAGUGCCACCUCCUCAUCUCCCAAGCCGAGAGAUGCAGAGCCUGAUGAAGUGCUCCAUGUGGAGGGCCUGGUAGCCCAGUGUGUGGCAGAGUACUCGGCCCGAAUGCAAGGCCGACUCGCGUCUCCUCGGUCUGAGCACCGUCGCUCCCUCUCUGGUGUCCAGUCCUGUGGGACGUCAUUGGACGAGGCAUCGGCCCCGCCCCAUCACCGCACCGCCAGCGAGGGACAAUGCAUCAAUGGCCACAACGAAAGCUCCUCCUACGAACCCCCGGUCCGCUCCCCUAUUCGUUGCGUCUCACCGGAGUUCGUCAACACCAUAGCGCUGAAUCCCGGGGGGCGGCCCAAGGAGAGACACAUCCACAGCUACAGAGAGGCCUUUGAGGAGUUGGAUGGAGGCCCAGUCAGCCCCACGCCCACUAUUGGUGGUGAGGUGUUCCCCCAAACCCCUGCCUUCCCUGUCUCGCCGCAAACCCCUUACUUCAACCUGUGCCAAGCUCGUUCCCCUCCAGGUCUGAUGAAGACCCCUCUCUCUGCCUUGGGCCUCAAACCCCACAACCCAGCCGAGAUCCACCUCAACCAGAGUGGCUCAGAGCCACUGAGCUAUGUGGAGUCAGUGGCCAGAUCGGCUGUGGCUGGCGGGGGACCAGCAGGAUCACCCGUGACCCUCACCUCCACAGGAGAGACCUUGGCUAGGCAGACGACCCCUGACCCCUCCCCAACCCUCAACCCCCUACUGUCUAGCAGCAGCCCCAUCCACAGAUCAGAGGGAGAACACCCCUUGGCUGACAGCAGUGUGAGCAUCCCCUCGCAAGCGGCCAUUGAUUCCGGCUUACGCUCCUUUCCUUCCGAGGGCGCGUAUCCCAUCCCCUUCCCCACCCCUACCCCCAUUGCCACUCCCACCCCAUACCUCCAGGCCCUGGGAAUCCCCACCUCCUCCUACCUGAGCUCCAACUCCCCCAGCCUGUCCUACCUGUGUUCCCCCACCACCACACCCUCCUACCUGGGUCCCAGUGGCCCCAUGGGGAGCUACUUCUCCCCGGACCCCAGCCCCCCCCAGCCCCAGCCGGAGGUAUCCGCCCGGGAAAGCCUUGUGGCCGUCCGUCCCUCGUCAGUAUCAGGAAGUCUCCACACACUGCAUCGCGACCCCAACACCUCAUCCACCAUCCCCUCCCUCCAACAUCGGCACCAGCCCACCAAUCAGUGCAAUCCUGUCAUGGGCCACCAGCCCUCUCCAGCCAAUGGCAUUGUGGAGUUUGGGAUCCCUGGGAUAGUAAUGACAGGAAGUCCCGUGUUGGGCCGCCACCACUAUAACCCAUGUGUGUCCCAGGGGACACAAUCCAGCCCAGUGCUGAGCCGACAACCGUCUCUGACGCAGGCCUGCCAGGACAGCCCCGUGCUCAGCCGCCAGCCCUCCCUCACUUACAGCCAACCCAUCCAGACCAGUAUCCAGAGAAGUCCGGUGCUGAGCCGACAGCCAUCCCUCACCCACCAGCAGGGCAGGGGUAGUAGUCCGGUACUGGGCCGACACCCGUCCCUCGGCCAGAUGUCACAACGCAGUCCGAGUCUGGACCGACACCCAAUGCUGCAUAGUAGUGGCUACACCACCCCGGACGAGAGACACGGAACCCUGUCCCGUCAGAGCAGCUCCUCUGGCUACCACCCGCCCUCCACGCCCUCCUUCCCCGUCUUCCCCGCGGGCUACCUGGACGGGGGGAUGGUGGGGGUAAGGCAGGGCAGUCCGGACCCCCAGGCACAGGCUCAACCCCAGCUUCCGGAGAAGAGGCGCAUGUCGAGCGGGGAGAGGCCCAACGGGGGGCUCUCGUACGGGACGCUGAAUGGGAAAGUGUCCUCCCCCAUGUCGAGUGGAGGCAGCACACCCAGCACUAGCUACUUUCAUACACUGCCGGACUUCUCCAAGUUUAACAUGACUGACGGGAGUCCAGAGACCAGGCUAAAUGUAAAGUUUGUUCAGGAUACGUCCAAGUUCUGGUACAAGCCUAACAUCUCCCGUGAACAAGCCAUCGGCCUGCUGAGAGAGAGGGAGCCAGGGGCCUUUGUCAUCCGUGACAGUCACUCCUUCCGAGGGGCCUAUGGCCUGGCCAUGAAGGUGGCCUCUCCUCCUCUUACUGCACAGCAGUCCAAGAAAGCUGGUGACAUCACUAACGAGCUGGUGAGGCACUUCCUGAUUGAGACGAGUCCUAAGGGAGUGAAGCUGAAAGGAUGUCCCAACGAACCUUACUUUGGUUGUCUGUCCGCUCUGGUGUACCAGCAUGCCAUGACUCCACAGGCCCUGCCCUGUAAACUGGUCAUCCCUACCAGAGAUCUCCACCAGGAUGUCCCAGAUAUCGCCACGCCAACCAACCCAGCUGACAACCUCCUCAAGCAAGGAGCAGGGCAGAGGGCCCCUGCUGACUCCCAUGCGUGCAAUGUGCUGUACAUUAACUCGGUGGACAUGGAGUCUCUGACGGGACCUCAGGCCAUCGCCAAGGCGAUCUCGGAGACGAUGGCCGCCGCGUCUCCGCCCACCGCCACCGUCGUGCACUUCAAGGUGUCGCCCCAAGGCAUCACCCUGACGGACAACCAGAGGAAGCUUUUCUUCCGGCGCCACUACCCUGUCAACACUGUCACAUUUUGUGAUGUCGACCCUCAGGAGAGAAAGUGGAACAAACCUGAUGGAGGCACAGCCAAGUUCUUUGGGUUCGUGGCUCGGAAGCAAGGAAGCACAACUGACAACGUCAGUCACCUCUUUGCCGAGAUGGACCCCGAUCAACCCGCCAGCGCCAUCGUCAACUUUGUCUCCAAGGUGAUGAUCGGCUCGCAGAAACGAUGAGCUGACCUUUUGGUGACCACUGGCUUUUUCUUCGUUUUUUUGUUGUUAUUUUUAACUACGGAGGAAAUAUAUGUCCUAUUUUUAUUAGUUUGUGUUCUGCGUUUAAUCUUGUGUCACCUCUUUCCUUCUGAUCUUGUCUUUUACCUGUGUGUGUGUGUGUGUGUGUGUGUGUGCGUAAUGUGCGCGUACGUGUGUGUGUUUCUUCUUGGAAGGACUCCUUUGUGGCGCUAAUUAGAGGGAUAGAGGAAGUGCAGUUUGUGGGGUGUGGCUGUGUGGGAUGUGGGAUGUUGGCUAUGGGAGGCCAUUGUGAUCUCUAGCAGGGUAGCACAAGAACAGGAAGAGGAAAUGAUGUCAGUGUUGAUGUCAGUGAGCAUGAUGCGUAAAAAGAGAAGAAGAAGUAAAGUUGUGUGAUGUAAAGGAGGGUGUUAUGCUAUCAGGCGUUUGGACUGGUCAACCAAAGAUUUUUUUUAAGCAGCGAAUAUGUCACUGUCGGAAGGUAUGCUAGAAAUGAUAUUUUGUAAAAAAAAAAAAAACAAAAAAAACAUACAUUUUAUGUUCUUUCUAUAUACAAGUACAUACUGUAUUUAUAUAUUUUUUCCUAAAGAGUUUGCAUCUUUGCUUUCUUUGCAAACCGUAUUCCAGUAUUUUUGCACGCUGGCGAGUUGAAUCAAUGUAAAUAUCACAGAGUGCUCUCUGGGUAGGGUGUGGAUGACUUGGGGCCUAAAAUUGUUGUUGUUGUUGGAUUUCUUUUAAAGAGCUUUCAGUAAAGAAAGAAAAGAAAGAACAAAGCUGUUCUCUUCAGAACAACAGAACACAUCUGUCCUAGUCUCCUCCUCCGACUUCUACCUUCUUUUCCCCUCCUCUUUUUAACGGUUGAAGGAGGGAGGAUAGAUAGAAGCUUGUCCAGUUUGGUCCAACUAUUCACCUACAGAGGGGUAUUAAAACCGUGUAAUGACGCUGGCAGCUGGCGUCACCCUUCUAGACCAACCUGCAAUGCACCUCUCUAUAUAUACAUUUUGUUUUGGCUGAUUGGUUCCCCUUUUUGUGUCUACCAUUGACUAUCAUUGAAAAACUGCCACUCCAAUCCGCUGUGCAUGUAUGAACAUCAUGGAAGGUCAGAGUUCACUGCUGAUUUUUGAAGGGAGGAGGGGUUUGGGCAACGAGAGCUUAAGUCCACAUUGAUACUGCUACAGCAUAGAACUCUCUCUAUAUUCUCCCCCUGCAACCAUCCCAGUAAAGAUCGAGAGAUGCCACUAUCUUUACAGAUCAGCCUGUCAAACGUGUAACACCCACAUCAUACCCACAAGUAAGCUAUAUACAUACAAAUAUACAUAUAUAUAAAACUUCAAAAAAUAUAUUUAUUUUUUUGCUCUGUCACUCUGUUAACUCAUAUAUCAACAUUUACAUAUAUAGUCUACUCUACAUCAAGAUAUACUGAGUGUCAAAUAAAUUGACUGUACUUUGGCUAAGAUUUCAUGAGACUUUGAACUGCAUCUAAAUAAAUGGUGUAAAGUGUAUGUAUUUUAAAGCUUUGUUAAAAAAAAAAAAUCACUGCAUUACUUUGUUGACGUUAUGAGUCUUUGUAUGAAGCAGCCUUUGGUGGGGGGAGAGAAAGAGCGUCUAGGAAAGUUCUUUGUUGCAAAAAAUUGUGCCAACAUUUUAAGUUUUUGUCAAAAUAAACCUGCCUAAAAUGGAAAGGUCAGAGUUAAACACUUAAACGUUGUCAUGUGAAAUAUCAAUGCAUCUAUGUGUAGUUGUAUGUUCGCUGCGUGUUUGGAGGCGAGAUAUUCUUUCCGUGACUACUUCCUCUAUCUAACAUCACAGGUUUAGUGAAGGACCACCAUAUUAUCUCUUGAGCAAUUAUUAAUGUUGUUAUGUAGGGCCUACUGCCAUCGUGUGGUGAACCAAAGUUUGACUACCAAUUGUGUUUUUACUACAGUGUUUUAACUGUGAUUUCAGCAAUUACCUUCAAUGGACUAGCAAGACUCAAAUGGCUGAGUUUAAAUGAUUAUUUUCUGAAUAAGGAAGACAAAUAUUAUGUCAAUUUUUUGGCCGUUAUCAUUUUAUGAAUGUCCUUAUUCAAUUUGAUUCUGUUUAGAGCAGGUUAGCCGAAUCUCAAUGGUCAAACCUACUCCAGUGAGAAAAAAAAAACUAGCACUUAUAAAUGGCAUUCUGUCAUGUCAAAAUACACAGUAAAUGUUUGCAUGUCCACUUCUGUUACCUCUUAAUAUUUUGUAUCAACUGGGUCUUUUGUGUUUAAGCUUUAAGCUCCACUGUCUUCUCCCAUGGAGUCUGUACUUGUUCCAUUCAAACAUCAAACUGUUCAUUCUUCUUCAAUGAGAAUCCCUCCAUUUUAAAUUUAAUCGUAUUUAUUAUUUUGAUGAGUCUCACAACUGUAACACUAAAUGUGGCAAAAGCAUGGUGGAUUCUGCAUUUUUCUAUGAGAAACGUGUGAGAAAUGCAUGUCGGGUAAAUCCCCCUCUACCACAAAACGAAUGACAGUCUCAUUGUUUGGCGCGUAAGAAGUCUCUUCUGAUGUACAUGUGGCCACUUUGAGGAAAUAGCCUGGACUUAGAAUGUGUGAAUGAAUGGGCUUCUGUGCCUGUACAGAACUAUAUGCAUUUUAAUUUGCUUUAUUGUAUGGCUUUUAUUUCUGAGAUGAAAAAAAAAAACACAUUAAAAAGUAAUUUGUGUUUU
Messenger RNA from Coregonus clupeaformis (lake whitefish), 8824 nucleotides. RefSeq names its product tensin-1-like. Bases 314 to 6127 code for a protein of 1937 amino acids. Gene Ontology annotation, biological process: fibroblast migration. NCBI's taxonomy places the organism in Eukaryota, Metazoa, Chordata, Actinopteri, Salmoniformes, Salmonidae. The transcript is spliced from 33 exons. The record is from RefSeq and is a predicted model, not a curated record. Gene Ontology annotation, molecular function: protein binding.